This is a messenger RNA of Nezara viridula (southern green stink bug), 2040 nucleotides long. NCBI's taxonomy places the organism in Eukaryota, Metazoa, Arthropoda, Insecta, Hemiptera, Pentatomidae. The record is from the annotation of a GenBank genome assembly.
CUGUAAAUUAUUAAACACAUUAUCAUGUGUUAUUAACUUUUUGCAGGUGAAAAGGUGAAAAAUAUUUUUCAUUCUGCUAUUAUUGUGUUAUAGAAGUAGAGUUCAUAACAUAUUUUUAUUUUAAAUAGUUUACAUUUUUACUUCUCUUCAAUUUUUCUAUAAAUAGGACAAUUUGCUCUUAUUCUUACUUUAUUUGUCAGCUUAAAAUUAACUGUUAUUGUUUUAUUCAUAUAUUUUUAAUUAUGAUUUAAUGGAACAAUACUGACUUUAGUUGCUAUUGUAAAAUGUUUCAUUGUAGUUUAUAUAUAACAUUCAGCAUAUUAUGAAAAAUUAGAUGGUAGGGAACCUGCUCACAUAUAAUUUGAACAAGCUGGAACUACUUGGAGUUCAGGAAAGCAUUUCUUCAAAGUUUAAGAAGAAAUGAAUAAAGUAUUAACAGAGAAAUCGAAAGAUGGAAAGGUUAUGAUCAAAUAUCCGAAACAGGUAAUAUUUGUAUGCCUCUAUGAAUUAUUAGAGAGAUAUACCUUCUACAGUAUUCGAACUAUAAUUUUGAUUAAGAUAGCUAUCUUGGUCCUUUACUUUUCUGAUGUUUUGAAAAUGACAGAAGAUGAAGCCACCGUAUAUUUCCAUAGCUUUAUUAUUAUUGCAUAUUUACUGCCAAUUUUGGGAGGAUGGGUAGCUGACAGUUGGUUUGGGAAAUUUUGGACAAUAAUUUACUUAUCAUGUAUAUAUGUGGCAGGAGUUGUAAUAUUGACAAUCUCUUCAGUAGCUCCACAGAUAUCCCUUCCUGGAAAACCGAUUUGUAUGGUGGGUCUGGUGUUAAUAGCUAUUGGCACCGGAACUUUGAAGCCAUGUGUGGUGCCCUUUGGUGCUGAUCAGUUCAUUAUUCCUGAACAGAACCAUGAACUGGAUGAAUUUUUCUCAUUAUUUUAUUGGUGCAUAAACGUUGGAAGUGUAAUUGCUUGCUUUACUUCCCCAUUAAUCAGAUCACAAGUACACUGCUUUGGAAAUAUUCAUUGUUAUUCCUUGGCCUUCACUAUUUCCACAUCCACCAUCGUUUUAGCUCUAGCAAUAAUCACAAUGGGAAAGAAAUGGUAUACGAUCAAGGAAGCACAUCAUAAUGUUGUCUCGCAGUUCUUUUGUUGCCUAGGUUAUGGACUUUGGAGAAAAAUAAAGUCUCAUGAUCAUCGAAAUCAUUGGUUGGACCAUGCUGACGAUAAAUUUUCACAAGAAUUGAUUGAGGAUUCUAAAAUUAUUGUCCGUAUCUUUACAGUAAUAUCACCAGCAAUCAUAUUUUGGGCCUUAAAUGAUAAACAGAGUUCGAGGUGGACGUUUCAAGCCAGGAAAUUAAAUGGUGAAAUAGUGAAUUGGUUUAAAAUAGACCCUGAUCAAAUGACUACAUUAAGCUCAUUGCUUGUACUUAUAGCUGUUCCAAUAUUCCAGAGAGGAAUAUACCCUGUUCUGGGUAAAUUUGGCUUGUGCAAGUCUCUAUUAUGUAGAAUGGCUGCUGGAGGAUUCCUGAUGUGUGUCACAUUUCUUAUUGCUGCAUUACUCCAGAGCCAAAUAGAGCUUCACAAAAGUGAAUUUCAGUUGAGUAUAGUCUGGCAACUUCCGCAAUAUAUUGUUCUUGUUUGUGCUGAAAUUUUGUUUGUUGUUAGUGGGACAAACUUUGCUUAUACACAGAGUCCAAUAAAUAUGAAGUCCUUAGUUACCUCACUUUGGUUCUUAACUGUAUCACUUGGAAAUAUAGUAGCAUGUAUCAUAGUUGGUAUUGGAAUCAAUGACUUGACUCUUGAAUUUGUAAUUGAUUCAUGCAUAAUGGCAUUUUUCAUGACCAUUUUUUCUUUUCUGGCUUAUCGCUUUUAUCAAUCAGAGCCCGUGCUAAUUGUACAUUCUGUUGGCUCAGCAGAAAGUCAAAGGACAAUUACAUCAAGAACAUAAGACAAAAUCAGCUGGAAUUCUGGACCUAUCUUGAUCAUGUACUUAUUAUGGUUAUAUAGAUUAUGGUUAAAAAAUAAAAUUGUAUAAGAAAAAUGGAAA